AUGAGAUUGUCAGCAGGUAUUUCACCAGGUAUCAUAUCCACACGAAAUUUGAUUUCAUGUCAUGGCGUGGUGGCUCCAAUUGGCCGUGGGGUCAAUAACUUCCCUAUCAUUAGGUUCUAUUCUAAAAAUUCAAGUUCAUCAGAGGAUGAAAUCGCCAAGCAGAAACGAGACAAGUCAGUUGACAGGAUCCACAAGAUUAUAUCCAAGUCACGAAUGCUUACAAAAUUAAAUCAGCAGCCGAGAUUUAAACACUACUUUGAUCAGCUAGCAGAAACUAGUCCGCUGUCGACGAUUACCUCGUUCUUGAUUCUCCAUGAGUUCACUGCAAUUGUUCCAUUAUUCGGCUUUUGGUGGAUUCUAUAUACUCUUAAUUUGAGCGACCAAUACGAGCUGCCAGUCUACUUUACAGACCAGCUCAAUCGUUGCGGAGAUGCUAUUGAAAAAUUGGUGGGCAAUCAUUACGAGGGUUACGAUAGAAAUAGGCUCAUUCUAUCAGGUGCGAUUUCAUAUGCCAUUGUAAAACUCCUUUACCCUCUUCGGGUUUUAGUAAGUCUGUGGGGAGCACCAUAUCUAGUUAAGUGGAUACUUGAGCCAUUCAAACGGCUUCGAAAAUUCUCCGAGAAAACAAGAAAAGGGAAGAGCCAUAAAUAG
Lachancea fermentati is the source of this 651-nucleotide messenger RNA. NCBI's taxonomy places the organism in Eukaryota, Fungi, Ascomycota, Saccharomycetes, Saccharomycetales, Saccharomycetaceae. The record is from the annotation of a GenBank genome assembly.